CACAUAUACACAAUAAAAUAUGAGUUCUUCAAGCAGUGAAAGCGAACGCAGUUCGGAUACUGAAAACUCAGAUAUGGCAAAUGAAAAUUUACUUUCAAAUUCCGGCGAUGAGGAUACAAUUGUGGCUAAUUCAGUGGUAAAUCCUUACGAAAAUGAACCUCUUGCGAACGCAGUCGGAGAGAAUUUUGUGUCGGUCGAAGAAGACGCAGAUGGCUUAGACCCUCGAACAUUGGAAGCGAGGUUCGAAGGAACCUUUCAGUUAGAUAAGUGGUGUGCAUGUAGCUUGGGUCGUACUCAACUGCUGACAGAUGCCAUUGAAUACCGUUGUUGUCAAUAGGUUGGGCCUACUUUACAUAAACUGGUAUUCGAUGUUAGCAUUGAAAAAAAUUAGCUGUGUUACUCUUCACGAAGAGUACACGAUUAUGACACAUGCUACAGUCUUGAACAAUGUUGGAAGAAUGUUGGCUCACUUCUAAGAGACCAAGAUGGAAGGUCAUACAAGCGUAUGACCAAGAAUA
Molecule: messenger RNA, 518 nt
Organism: Xenia sp. Carnegie-2017
Lineage: Eukaryota; Metazoa; Cnidaria; Anthozoa; Malacalcyonacea; Xeniidae
Exons: 2
Coding region: 20-337 (105 amino acids)
Source: RefSeq, a predicted model, not a curated record